AUGGAAGCCCUUUUAGCCGUGCUAGACUAUUCCGGAGCGCUUAGCGUUUUUCGGAUUGACCAAGGGUCAAGUCCUGAGGAUCUAAUGACGUCAUCACUGUUCUUCUCACUAAAACCACCUAGUGACUAUGUUACUGUAGAUGUUUCUUCCCUUGCGUGGUGUCCAUGGGUAUCUGGUUGUGCAAGUGCACUUGUUUGUCCAUGUAACUCCAAUAGUUGUGUAUUACUGCCGUCGUCCGAUCCAAGUCUUCUCAUGGCAUUUUCUGUUCAUCACAAGGUGAAAGUAGUAGAUCUGGGAUUAGCUACCAAGAUUCUUCAAAUUCACUAUUCAAAAGAUGCCCAGCUAACAGAACCGGUCGCUUGGAGUGAAGAACAAGUUAUUGACGCCAUAAAUGCGAAUGUGAUAAACUCAUUGUGCUAUGCUGAAAUGUCGGAUCAUUCUGAUGCUGUCAGUGUUAUUGCAUUAAGUCGUGACGCUAGUUGUUUGGCUUCUGCCAGCCUAGAUGGUAAAAUUUGCAUAUACUCCUUGGUUAGUCGCAAUUUGUCUGGCGUCAGAAACACUCUAAGGCCAAUCCAUGUGCUUCGUCCUCACGAUGGGCUUCCGCUGUAUGCCUUGAUAUUUCUUGACAGUGUUUUACGCGGCGAUGAUGGAAGUCCAACAUGGAGCCAUUUUGUAACAGGUGCACAGUCUAAUCGAGAAAUUCGUCUUUGGUCAUGCUAUGACUGGUCUUGCUUACAAGUUGUACGAUUUUGUUCUGGUGUACUGAACACGGAUUCAGUGAAGCAAACAAAUAUGCCAAUUUCCAAAUCUGGCAUAACACUAGCUGUGGAUCAAACAGCUUCUUUUCUGAUUGCUACAGAUGUAACGAGAAGAGUACUUUAUACGCUUGAAAUUGGCAGUACUGUAAAUGCCUUGAAAGAUUUAUUUGAACGAGACAAUGCAAUUAUACUAUCAUCAUCACCAGCAUCCCAAUCUAGAGAAGUGUGUUUUAUCUCAAUUGGUGAAUUUCUGCUUACAACACCGUGUUUACUGUUCGCUUUGGGUCCUUUCUCAAGAAAAGCUAAAGUUGAUGUCGGUUCUCCUUUGAAAGGAAGAAAUGGUCUUCAGAAAGUGUUGAUGGAUCAAAUAUGUUUGGACAUUCAUAUUAUUCACAAUCGAAACCUCUUGAAUGGCACUAUCCGAUUUGAAGUACCUCAUCGGUCUGAUUCAGUCAUGUCGGAUUUGAUUACAUCUAUCUUACAAUCAUCGUCUUCCGCGAAGUCACCAGUUCAUCAUCAGCAAACAGUUGAUGACGGUAAUGUCGAUGGUGCCAACAGUAAUAAUAAUGAUGAUAAUGCAUCGAAAAUUGAUUCAUCUCUGAAUACAAAUGAAAAUGAACUGACCAAACUUUCCCAGAUGUCUAAUCUCUUUGAUGAGGAUACAGUUGCUUGUCAACAAUUAGAUCACGAUUCUUUGGUGCUUGAUAUUUCGGAAAACGAUCCUAUCAAGUGUGAAAAGGCAAAUAUGAAGGAUGAUUCUGAAUGUUUCUUAUCUACUGCAGUCAUAAAAGAGCAUAUUUCUGGUGCAGAAAAUGUUUCACCUAGUCUCAUUGAACCUCCAGAAGCAGAAAAACUGCCAGAUGUUCUCCCGAUAACAUUUUUGGACAUAAAUAUUCAGUCAUUUAAAAAGCUUCAUGAAUUUCCACAAGAAUUUGUGAAUGAAGUAACAAUGAUUGAUGCGAAUUCAUUGACCGAAUCUGCUACACCUGACGCUACUGUUUCUUCUUCGUCAUUCGCUUCACCGUUUUGUAUGAAACCGUCGUGUGCUGAUGCUGAUAAUGAUGAUGAAUAUGUAUCUUUGAGUCAACCAAUUGAAUCUGUGAAUCUUAAUGAAAAAUCUCAUCAUCAUCACAUCACUAUUGCACAUGAACAGAUUGAAUCGACAAAGUUGUCCACUGAUGAUAAUAGCGAUGAAGUCGCUUUCUCUGUUCAUGAUCUACUGGAUAGCACACUGCAAAAGCUUUUGAGAAAUUCUACUCCUCGUCUUUCUAAACAUAAAAAUGAAUUGGACAGUGGAAUAAAUCCUGACCAACUUGAUCUAAACGAUAUCAAUAUAUUGCCACCAGAAUCACCAGGGUCAGUUACACCACCGCUACUUCCUCCAUUAACACCAUUGUCGUCACCACCAUCCAUAACAGUGGCUAACGAAGAAAUGUCACUACCAGUUACUUCACAAAUUAUUAUCGAGUCGUCAUUAUCUUCACUUAAUCGAGAUAAUAUUGGCGAAGUUGAAGCUGAGGCGGAUGAAGAUGAUUCUCGUGAUCAUCAAUUAUUUGGAUGCGUAAAAUCAACCUUGAAAGAAGACAAUGGCAGUGAAAAAGAUAAAAAUGAUGACGAGAAUAAUAAUAACAAUAAUAACUUGCAUAUAACAACCGAUAACAAAGUGGAUAUGAUCCUAGAUCAGUUAAAAGUGUUAGCCGAAACUUCACAAGAACAAAAUAAACAAUUCAAAUCUAUGAUGGAACAAUUUAAUCAAACGAAAUCAAAACUGGAACAACUUGAACGAAUGCAAUCUGAAAUUAGCAAACAACUCAGUAAAUCUAAUCAUCAAACUCUACCAUCCUAUAUUAUGACAAAGUCGGGGUCGAAAUCACCUGGUGGUGGUGGUGGUGACAAGAAGUCUAGUGAACUGGCGAAUCAAAUAAUAUUACAACUUCGAACUGUUCAAGGUGACUUCUCUCGACGUUAUUCACAAAUCGAGGAGUCCAUGAAUAAAAUUCUACUGGGUGUACAAGAAUCUCAUCAUGCAAAGACUACCAUGUUGUUUAGUCUAGAAUCACGUAUCAAUCUGUUGCCGAAAUUGAUAUCUGAUUCAUUGAAGCCUGUUUUAUGUGAAGAAUUGCAAAAGAUGUUUACUAACAGUAUUUACAUAUCACUGAACCACUUCAUCAAGCCAUAUAUCAUGCUAUGCAAGAAGCGCACAUUGAGAGAAAAGAAUUUUACCUCACAAAUUGUACGAUCUGCAUCUGGAGCGCUUACUAGUGAACUUUCUGGAGCCUAUAGAGAUUCACUGAAUAAAAUUUUCGUACCAGCCUUAGAAAAAGGCAUCAAGAAGUUAUUCACCGAUUUGAAUGAACUGUUCCAAACCGGUACUCAACAGUAUUUAAAUCAGAUAUCAUCUCAUGUUCAAACUCCAUUUGAUUCCGCGAAAUUCACAACUGCUUUAAAAAAUCAGAUUACAAACGUAAUAAAAUCAACAAUCAGUGCAACACUUAAAGAAACUGAUAUUCGGUGUGUUACUGCAGAGACCGUUGUCAACACUGGGAAAGUGAAAUCAGUUCACCCUGGAGAUGUUCAUUCUGAUCAUAGUGAUAGUUAUUUAUCUAGUGGUGUAACUAACAGUAGCAGUAAUAACACCAACACUAAUCAGAACAAAGCCUCAUCAUCAUCAACUAAGAAGUUGAACAGUAAAAAAUUGAACACAAAUUCAAAUACUACGUCCACUUCAAAGAUUAAAGGUCAAGCUGCUGGUAAUGAAAUCGUUCAAGAGCCUCAACCGCCGUCAUCACUGGUAAAACAAGAUGAAUUAGCUCGCUUAAUUGGACAAGCUCAAGUGUUGAUUCGAUCGAAUCGUCUGGUUGCUGCAUUGGAACUGGCAUUAGUGUCUACCAACCAACCACUGUUACUUGAUGUGUGUAAUGAUAUUGAUGUGAAUCAACUUUUCGGUUCUGGUGAUCAUAAAAUUGGACAAAAUGUUCUACUCUCUCUGAUUCAUCAAUUAAGCUGUGGUGAUUUAAAUGUUCAACUGGAUUUAAAAAUUCGAUAUCUUCAAGAAGCUGUCCUCUGUCUUGAACCUGACGAUCCGACUACAUCAGUUCAUGGACCCGCAAUUCUGAAUCUAUUGAAUGCUCGUCUUGAGGCCCUAUUAAAUUCACCAAAUAGUUCUAUGAAAGCCAAUUCCAAAGUAGCUAAUUCUCUACGUUCCCGUGUUGUAAAAUUGAAUCGUUCUGCUAAGUGUUUAUUUCAGCAAGCUUCAUCCACUGAAAAAUAG
Heterobilharzia americana is the source of this 4029-nucleotide messenger RNA. Lineage: Eukaryota; Metazoa; Platyhelminthes; Trematoda; Strigeidida; Schistosomatidae. The record is from the annotation of a GenBank genome assembly.